Molecule: messenger RNA, 2370 nt
Organism: Thunnus maccoyii (southern bluefin tuna)
Lineage: Eukaryota; Metazoa; Chordata; Actinopteri; Scombriformes; Scombridae
Product: protocadherin alpha-3-like
Exons: 1
Coding region: 1-2370 (789 amino acids)
Biological process (GO): homophilic cell-cell adhesion
Cellular component (GO): plasma membrane
Molecular function (GO): calcium ion binding
Source: RefSeq, a predicted model, not a curated record
AUGAAACAAAGAGGAUGGGAGUCAUGGCGACAGCGGCCACAUUUGUUCGGCGUUCUGGUUUUGCUUUUGUUUUUCGGAGCAGCCUCGGCACAGCUGAGAUACUCCAUAUCUGAAGAGCUCAAAGAGGGAAGUUUUGUUGGCAAUAUAGCUAAGGAUUUGGGAAUAGACCUGAAUAUAAUGAAGCAGAGGGGAUUUCGUAUCAUGUCUGGCUCGACUGAACCUCUUUUCAAGGUAAAUGAGAAUGACGGGGUCCUUUAUGCGAUACAUAAAAUUGACCGAGAGGAAGUAUGUAAGGAGAGCAGUGUAUGUUUAAUUAACCUUAAAACUGUUCUUGAAAACCCACUAGAAGUACAUUAUGUCACCGUAGAGAUAACAGAUUUGAACGACCACUCUCCCGCAUUUCCAGAGAAAACAAAAAGGCUUCAAAUUUUCGAGUCUGCGUUACCGGGGGCAAAAUAUCAGUUACAAAAUGCCCACGACCCUGACGGUGGCACAAACUCUGUUCAACAGUAUAAAAUCAGUCAGAAUGACCAUUUCCGUCUAGAGGUUAAAGAUCGAGGAAGAGAUGGGAAAACUCCAAUUUUACAGUUACAGAGGCAGCUGGACAGAGAGGCCAAACGUAGCCAUAAAUUGGUGCUGACAGCUACUGAUGGUGGAAACCCCCCAAAGACAGGCACGAUUGAAAUAUACAUAGAUGUUUUAGAUGUCAAUGACAAUAUGCCAGUGUUCACCAAAGAUACAUAUGCAGCCGUUCUACAAGAGAACGCCCUAGUCGGCACGACAGUCACUCAAGUUAACGCAACCGACUUAGACGACGGUCCUAAUGGAGAAGUUGUUUAUUCAUUUGGAAGUGAUGUAAAAAGUAAAAUUCGAGAGCUGUUUGAUAUUGACUCUGUUACUGGAGAGAUAAUUGUGAAAGGUCGUGUGGACUUUGAGGAACAAGACAGCUAUGACAUAGAUAUACAGGCUUCUGAUAAGGGAAUCAUUCCGUUCAGAACAGAUAAAAGUGUAAUCAUUAAAAUUGCAGAUAUAAAUGACAACGCGCCCGUGAUAGAAGUGGCAUCACUGUCAAGUGCAGUUUCAGAGGACUCUAGACCUGGAACAACUGUAGCGCUUAUCAGCAUUACUGAUCUGGACUCUGGCAUGAACGGCAAAAUAAUAAGCUACGUCGCCGAAGACAGUCCUUUUACAUUAACGCCAUCAAUACAAGAUAACAUGUUUGCUGUUGUCACUAAGUCACAGCUUGACAGGGAACAACAAUCAAGAUAUAAUAUUACAAUAAUCGCCAAAGACGCAGGCGAGCCAGCCUUAACAUCCGAAAAGACUAUUAGCGUUUUUGUGUCAGAUACAAAUGAUAACUGUCCGGAGUUUUCAUUGAGUCCCUAUACUUUCUACAUUACCGAAAAUAAUCCCCCAGGAGCCUCUGUGUUUUCCGUGAGCGCGUCUGAUCGUGAUGAGGGAGAUAAUGCGCUUAUUUCGUAUCACAUUCUGAGGAACGCAGGUUAUGAAAAUAAAGUGACGUCAUUUCUUAACAUUAACUCUGAUAAUGGAGAUAUUUUGGCGCUAAAAAGUUUUGACUUUGAAACUCUGAAAACGUUCCAGUUCCAAAUUGUCGCCACAGAUUCUGGAACUCUGUCACUAAGCAGCAACGUCACAGUGAACGUGUUCAUUCUGGAUCAGAACGACAACGCUCCAGUCAUCCUGUAUCCAGUCAGCUCUAACAGUUCUGCUGAAGGUGUGGAGGAGAUUCCCCGCAAUGUGAACGCAGGACACUUGGUGACUAAAGUCAGAGCCUAUGACGCUGAUAUAGGAUAUAACGGCUGGUUACUCUUUUCACUGCAGCAAGUUACUGACCACAGUCUCUUUGGUUUGGACCGCUACACAGGACAGAUCAGAACACUUCGCUCAUUCACAGAGACAGACGAAGCUGAGCAUAAACUGGUCAUACUGGUCAAAGACAAUGGGAACGUUUCACUCUCAGCAACAGCUACUGUGAUUGUCAAACUUGUGGAGCCCAAAGAAGCUUUUGCAGCUUCUGAUAUCAAAAGUUCUGCAAAAGCUGACGAGGAAGACAAUGUUACAUUUUACCUGAUGAUAACUUUGGGCUCAGUUUCUGUACUUUUUCUCAUCAGUAUCAUUGUGCUGAUUGCAAUGCAGUGUUCAAAAUCCACAGACUAUACUUCUAAGUAUCUACAAGAUACAAAUUAUGAUGGGACACUGUGUCACAGCAUCCAGUACAGAUCUGGAGACAAACGCUACAUGUUAGUUGGACCCAGAAUGAGUAUAGGAUCUACUAUAGUCCCAGGCAGCCAUGCCAAUACUCUGGUGCUUCCUGACAGGAGGAGAGCAUCUGGAGAGGUAAGACUUUAA